Messenger RNA from Closterium sp. Yama58-4, 219 nucleotides. NCBI's taxonomy places the organism in Eukaryota, Viridiplantae, Streptophyta, Zygnematophyceae, Desmidiales, Closteriaceae. The record is from the annotation of a GenBank genome assembly.
AUGGUUGAGAUGGGGAGAUCGAAGCAGCAGAAGCAGCAGCAGCAGCAGCAUUAUCAAAGAGGACAGGAGGCGGAGGAGGAGGAGGAGGAGGAGGAGGAGGAGGAGGAGGAGGAGGAGGAGGAGGAGGAGGAGGAGGAGGAGGAGGAGGAGGAGGAGGAGGAGGAGGAGGAAAAGAGCUAUAGACUGUGCAGUAGAGAAACAGGAAGGAAGAAAGAAUAA